AACGUUCAUGUCUGCGAAUAAUUCUGAGACUGUACGCAGCUUAUUAAAGCUCGUCAUUCUCGUUUGUAUAGCGGGUGCGGCUGUCAGUUCCCGUCUGUUUUCUGUGAUUAGACAUGAAAGUAUAAUACACGAGUUCGAUCCUUGGUUUAACUUCCGUGCUACAAAAGUACUGGUAUCACAAGGCUUUAGAAACUUUUGGAACUGGUAUGAUAACACAUCAUGGUACCCUCUUGGUAGAGCCACAGGUGGUACUCUCUAUCCAGGUUUGAUGUUGACUUCCGGUCUGAUACACAAGAUUCUACAUAAUCUAAAUAUACCAAUAGACAUUCGCAACAUCUGCGUAUUAUUAGCACCUGCAUUCUCUGGAUUAACAGCUUAUGUCACUUAUUUGUUCACCGCAGAAGUAAAGGACGAAAGAGCGGGUCUUCUCGCUGCUGUAUUCAUCGGUAUCGUUCCUGGUUAUAUUUCCAGAUCAGUAGCAGGUUCAUACGACAACGAGGCAAUUGCUAUUUUCCUCUUAAUGUUCACUUUCUAUCUCUGGGUCAAGUCACUUAGGCUGGGAAGCGCUUUCUGGGGUGCAAUAACCGCCCUUGCUUAUUACUACAUGGUAUCAGCAUGGGGUGGUUACGCGUUCAUUAUCAAUAUUAUCCCACUUCACGUUUUCACUCUUAUCUUGAUGGGCAGAUACUCACCACGUUUAUAUAUCUCUUAUUGCUCAUUCUACACAAUCGGUACAUUGGCUUCGAUGCAAGUUCCAUUCGUUGGUUUCAAUCCAGUUGGUACUGCAGAUCACAUGGCAGCAUUAGGUGUAUUUGGUUUAUUACAGCUCGUUGCAUUCACAACACUCGUACACUCCCAUUUACCAUCGAAGCAACAAUUUGAGACAUUGCUCAAAGCUACUUUGAUUGCUGGCUCUGCAUUGGGUAUUGUUGGUAUGGCUUUCGCUUCUCAAAAGGGCAUAAUCGCCCCAUGGACCGGUAGAUUUUACUCAUUGUGGGAUACCGGUUAUGCAAAGGUUCACAUUCCGAUCGUUGCCUCUGUCUCAGAACAUCAACCUACAUCAUGGCCAUCAUUCUUCUUUGAUUUACAAAUGCUGAUCUACUUGUUCCCAGCUGGUGUUUACUUCUGCUUCCGCUCUUUAUCAGAUCACGUAAAAGGUGAAGCCAGUGUAUUCGUCAUAAUUUACUCGCUCUUCGGUAGUUACUUUGCCAGUGUUAUGGUCAGGUUGAUGCUCACACUCACACCAAUAGUUUGUGUGGCUUCGGCGGUAGCUCUGUCAACUCUCCUCGAUAGUUACAUUCAAGAGCCGGCUGAAACUGAACAAGUUGCUCAAGAUACCAGCGAAAAGAAAGAUAAGAAAACUAAGAAGGACAAGAAAGACAAGUCGAUAGAAGCAACACACGCCAAAAUCAUUCAAAAGAUCCAAGAAAAGACUGGCAUUAAGGCUCCUGAUGCUCGCCUCCUUGUCAUUGUAAAUGUGCUCUUGAUGUUGGUCUUGUUUGUUUUCCACUCUACUUGGGUCACAUCAAAUGCCUACUCAUCCCCAUCGGUUGUUUUGGCAUCGAAAACACCACAGGGUGACACUCUCAUUAUUGAUGACUUCAGAGAAGCUUACAAUUGGCUUAACCAAACCACAUCAGAAGAUGCUGUUGUAGGUAGUUGGUGGGAUUAUGGUUACCAAUUAGCAGGUAUGGCAGGUAGAACUACCUUGGUUGACAAUAACACCUGGAACAACACACAUAUUGCAACAGUUGGUAAAAUUAUGGCUUCACCUGAAGAAGUCAGCUACGAUAUCCUUCGUAAACAUGACGUAACUCAUUUGCUCGUCGUUUUUGGUGGCUUGUUGGGUUACUCUGGAGAUGAUAUCAACAAAUUCCUUUGGAUGGUCAGAAUUGCUGAGGGUAUCUGGCCAGAUGAGAUCCAUGAAAGAGAUUAUUUCACACCAAGGGGUGAAUUCAGGAUGGAUGAAGGUGCAGCACCUGCAAUGAAGAACAGCUUGCUCUACAAGAUGGUUUAUCACAAAUUUGCUGACCUCUUCGGAUCCAGACCUGCCGUAGAUAGAGUUAGACAGGUCAAAUUACCAAAAGUAGGUCCAGAACUUGAUUCACUGGAUGAAGCAUUCACUUCUGAAAACUGGCUAGUCAGAAUAUACGAAGUCAAAGAACCAGACUUUUUAGGAAGAAGUUUCAAGGAUGCGAAGGCUUUCAAUGAGGGUAAAUUGAGAACGAGAUUUUAGUUCUUUCUUUUUAGACUUGUAAUUAUAUAAAAAAUUAUUUCGUCAUCUU
Wallemia mellicola CBS 633.66 is the source of this 2285-nucleotide messenger RNA. RefSeq names its product STT3 subunit of Oligosaccharyl transferase. Bases 8 to 2236 code for a protein of 742 amino acids. The record is from RefSeq and is a predicted model, not a curated record. Gene Ontology annotation, biological process: post-translational protein modification. Gene Ontology annotation, molecular function: dolichyl-diphosphooligosaccharide-protein glycotransferase activity. NCBI's taxonomy places the organism in Eukaryota, Fungi, Basidiomycota, Wallemiomycetes, Wallemiales, Wallemiaceae. Gene Ontology annotation, cellular component: membrane. The transcript has 7 exons.